This is a messenger RNA of Cladocopium goreaui, 1104 nucleotides long. The record is from the annotation of a GenBank genome assembly. Lineage: Eukaryota; Dinophyceae; Suessiales; Symbiodiniaceae.
AUGGAGGAUCGACGCUUGUUUUCUAGGGCCCAACAUCAGCGACCGCGUCGCCGUUUUCUCUUCGCACUCCUCGGUUGCGCCCCCAUCGUGACGAUGUUUGCCGGGUGUCCUGCGAUGUCUCCCAGACACGUGAUGGUCGACGGGAUCAUGAGCGAGAUGCAUCGCGGCUCGGAAGAAGGCACCUACCAGCGGAUGCGGAACGAUAUGGAAGCCACCGAAGGCGAAUCUGCCCCGCACUAUGAUGGACGCUUCGGCACGCUACUGCCGCCGAGCCUGUCUGAUUCUCCGUGGAAGACUUCCUCCAUGUCGCACUCGCAACCCGACGAAUCUGCCUUCGAUCUCGAGCAGAUCACCAGCACCACCUUUGUGAAAGAGGUGAUCUGUCACAAGACGAUCGAUUCCACCAAUAAUUUCGCGCUGGAACUGUGUCGCUCGAACCAAGUGAGUGGGGCGCUGUUGAUUCUCACAGAGGAACAAACGGCCGGCCGCGGGCGGGGCGAGAAUGUGUGGUGGUCGACCGAUGGCUCGCUGGCGUUUUCGCUCGUUAUCGACACUGACGAGUUCCGCUUGCCCCAAGAGCUAUGGCCGCAGGCCUCGUUGACGACCGGGUUGGCGGUUUGCAUGGCGUUGGAGCAAUUGCUUGGUGAGGGGCACGUUGCGCUGAAAUGGCCGAACGACGUUCAUCUGCAAGGACGCAAGAUUGGGGGGAUCCUCGUAGAGGUUGGGCCCCGUCCCUCCGGCAAGCUGGUGCUCGGAAUCGGGCUGAACGUGAAUAAUUCGCUGGCCGAAGCAUCGAGCGAGUUACAAGCCAGGGCCACUUCGUUGUUCGACUUCACGGGGCGCGACUUCAUGCGAACCGAUGUGCUGACGGCAAUUCUCGCGCAGCUCGAACAGCAACUUAGCCGGCUGGCGCUGCGCGAUCCUCUGCUGGCCAACGAUUGGCAGUCACGCUGUGCACUCCGCGGCAAGACCGUGGAAAUCGACUCCGGCAAAAAACGCGUUCAGGGAACUUGCCAGGGAAUCGAUGUGGAUGGUGCGCUGGUUGUGGUCACGGAAGAAGGGCCCCAACGAAUCUUUGGCGGCACCGUGACUCACAUCGACUGA